Molecule: messenger RNA, 1213 nt
Organism: Colletotrichum graminicola M1.001
Lineage: Eukaryota; Fungi; Ascomycota; Sordariomycetes; Glomerellales; Glomerellaceae
Product: UDP-glucuronosyl/UDP-glucosyltransferase
Exons: 1
Coding region: 473-895 (140 amino acids)
Source: RefSeq, a predicted model, not a curated record
AUUGAGGCGGCGGCCAACGACGGCGUCAGUGACGGCAGCAAGAAACGACCCUACCUUGUGUUCUGCUUAACGCCCGCCUUAGGCCACACGUACCCUAUACUACAGCUUACUACAGAGAUAAUCUAGCAAGGGUUUAAGGCGACCUACCUUACUAGCAAACAGUUCUAGCUGCAGGUUAAGUAGAUAGGUGCUAAGUUUGUUACGCUGCCACCCUUUGUAACUCCUAGUUUUCUUAAGGAACGCAACAAGGUCCCCCCAGGCAAGGCUCAGAUAGUCUAGGACAUACGUAACAUCUUUAUUGUAAUAGCGUCCUUAAACUUCCCUGUAGUGAUGCGGGCCCUAGAGAAGGUCCGCGCGGAACGCCCUAACCAGCAGGUUAUUAUUAUCUAUAAAACCUGCUUUAUAGGUCUCCUCCCCAUGAUAUGCAGGGGGCCGUUACCAAAGGGUUAUACUACCAGACCGCCCGUCAUUAAUGCCAACGUGUUCACCGUCGCCGCCGCGGGCAUCGACACCGGCCCAUUCGGGCCCGGCCUCCUCCCCCGACUCGACCGAGUCCGGUCGUGCGAGGAACGCGCUUCUCAUCAGCCUGUUCUUUAGACCCGGAGGGCCGUUCGACCAGAUGAGACAAGAGUACAACGCCAUCAUCAAAUCGCUCGGGGCAACGCAAGAUGCCCCAACUUCCCAUACCCGGCGUGGUGGAGCGACAUCACGGCCGGCACCAAGAAGAUCGUCGGAGUCACGCAGGGCACCGUUGCCAUGGAGUACACGGACCUCAUCAUCCCCACGUUGCAGGGCCUUGCCCAUCGCGACGACAUCCUCGUUGUCGCCAUCCUGGGUGCCAAGGGCGCCACCUUGCCCCAAGAAUUCGCAGUUCCCGUCAAUGCGAGGGUCAUAGACUACAUUCCCUAUGACGCGCUACGCAAGCACGCUGAUGUAUGGGUCAUGAAUGCCGGGUUUGGCGGCUUCACGCACGGCAUCACCAACGGCGUGCCCAUAGCCCGAGGUCGCCAUGCGAGGGCAGUGGGCGGGCGUUGCCUACAACCUCAGGACGGGCAGCCCGACGCCACAGCAGGUCGCCGACGGUGUUGAAGAGAUUCUCGUCAACGACAGGUACAAGAAGCGCGUGAUGGAGGUCAAGAAGGAGAGCGAUGAGCUGAAGAUUAUGGAUAUCGUAAAGGAGCAUAUCUGGGAAUACGCGGAAUCUUCCUAGAUU